Annulohypoxylon maeteangense is the source of this 1150-nucleotide messenger RNA. RefSeq lists its product as uncharacterized. The transcript is spliced from 3 exons. The record is from RefSeq and is a predicted model, not a curated record. The coding region runs from base 225 to 806 and encodes 193 amino acids. Lineage: Eukaryota; Fungi; Ascomycota; Sordariomycetes; Xylariales; Hypoxylaceae.
GCUUCGGACCGCGUAAUUCAGGUAGGUCCAAUUCAGGCUCCCUGCCCAUUCUUCUCAACCUCUCAAAAGCUCCCAUCUCUAUCAAUUUUCUUGAUUCGCACGUGCAGAGCGGCUUAUUGUUAUAGUCGUGCCCACAUCUCCCUAUCUAAGUACUAUCAGUACCUACUCUGUACCAUCCCUUAAGCUCUAGCCUCGACGGCUCCGAGCUAUUCAAAGGCUCCAAGAUGAAUAAGAAUUGGAACGAUAGAGCCGACAAAGACCUCUUCUUCACCAUCCUGUCAGUCAAGAACAUCGGUGUAAUAAGUGGCGCAGAAUGGACAACUAUUGGUAAUCAUAUGCGAUCCCUUGGCUACGGCUUCACCAACGAAGGAUGCCGUCAACAUUUCCAGGGCCUUCGCAGAGCUCAGCAUAAAACCGAUUCAAACGGGGAUAGCCAGCGCAAGUCUGACCCGACUGAAAAUCCUAUCACGCGACGUCCCGGCCCGGGCCGUGGCCGACCUAGGAAACAGCCCCCUGCACCUGUUGCCGAUUCGGAUCAAGCACCCUCUUCAAAGCCAUCAAGCCAAAUCAAUGAGGAUGACCUUAAUGAUGCCGCCGCAGCUAUGGACGCUAUCGCUGUUGAGGAGACGGACUCACUGAGUCUGGCGCAAGACGACUCGGCCCUCGAUGAACAACCUGCAAAACGACAGCGCCUUGAGAGCGACGACCAGAGCGACGACGACGCGGCUGUUCUCGCUCUAGCAGCCGAUGGACUACCUGGGCCUGACGAUCAUUAUGACCCGCCGGAGUAUUACGGCGAAGCUUAAUAGCUAUAGCGUUUGAUUAUAGGAUGGGGGUUUUCUAACAUUAGAAGAUCGGACGGCAACGAUGUGUCAGAUUCAUUUUCAUGCCAAAUGCCGGUUCGUUUGAGCUGCGUCGUCUUUUGCCUGAAGCUAAUAGAGAACGAGAACUCACGUUUGCUUCUCCUGGGAAUGUGAGACGAGAGGAACGUCUCAGGGAAGCUUCUGUACAACACCGCGGCAUCGCGUUGAUCGGUAGUCUGGAGUUUUAAGCGGGAUAGGUAUUAAUCGGAAUAAAAUUCGUGGAUAGUCAAUCAAUCCAGUCAUGUCGUAAAAUUGAGCAUCUAAAUCACAAGAAUAAAGGAUGGGAC